CUGCCAUCUUAGAAGUAAAACCGGCCCCUUCGCAGGAACCAGAGCCGAGCUCCUCCCCUGGGUUCCUGAGUUCCUGCGGUCUGCGACUGCCCUCCCUAAAUCCAUCCUGUUCGGUCUGUUUUCAUUUUCACUUGUGUUCAGUGCUCUCGCGCGCGCGUGUGCGUGUGUGUGUGUGACUGCUCUCCGCAGCUUCUGGGUGUCGUGACUUAAUUCUCCCACUUGAGGCUCUCUCGCGCCCGCCGUCUCCCCAGUCCCGGCGAUCUCCCAUCCUAGGCGAUGUCUAGCCUGGUUUGACCGCCCUUUUCCCGGGGAAUGGCAAGUCUUUCACCUGCCGCACACAUUCCCAGAUCCACAGACUGAUGAUCCUCUCCCCAAGAAGGCUACCACAGGAGCUGUCUUCUGAGACUCUGGAUACCUUUAUUCUUCAAAUGGCUUUACCCUUCUCAUAGCUCCAGGGACCCUCCAUUCUCUGUAUCUAGGAAAAUGUGAUGAGUUACAGGUAUCAGCUUCUAGAUCACCAAGCACUUCGUGUUCUAGCCACAAGUGGCUCGAGUGGAAGAUCAAGGGGCAACAAGGUGCAUCAGGAAGAUGCCUAAAGAACAAGGAGGAGGAGAAGCUGGGGGAAAAGAGCCGUGCAGAUACCAGAUCAAAGAAUCGGACAAAGAAGAGGAACCGCCAGCUGCUUCACCCCAUGGCCAGGCGUGGCGUCCAGGCGGCAGAGCAGCUAGGAACUCAAGGCCUGAACCUGGGGCCAGACACUCUGCACUCCCUGCCAUGGUCAAUGACCCACCAGUACCUGCCUUACUGUGGGCCCAGGAGGUGGGCCACAUCUUGGCAGGUCGUGCCCGCAAGCUGCUGCUACAGUUUGGGGUGCUCUUCUGUACCAUCCUCCUCCUGCUCUGGGUGUCUGUCUUCCUCUAUGGCUCCUUCUACUAUUCCUACAUGCCUACAGUCAGCCACCUCAGCCCCGUGCAUUUCUACUACAGGACUGACUGUGAUUCAUCCACCUCCUUACUCUGCUCCUUCCCUGUUGCCAAUGUCUCGCUGGCUAAGGGUGGACGUGAUCGGAGAUGGGGGCUACCUUGGGCAGGUGCUGAUGUAUGGACAGCCGUACCGCGUUACCUUAGAGCUUGAGCUGCCAGAGUCCCCUGUGAAUCAAGAUUUGGGCAUGUUCUUAGUCACCAUUUCAUGCUACACCAGAGGCGGCCGCAUCAUCUCCACUUCUUCACGCUCUGUGAUGUUGCAUUACCGCUCAGACCUGCUGCAGAUGCUUGACACACUGGUCUUCUCCAGCCUCCUGCUGUUUGGAUUUGCAGAGCAGAAGCAGCUCCUGGAGGUGGAGCUCUACUCGGAAUAUAGGGAGAACUCGUAUGUGCCAACUACUGGAGCGAUUAUUGAGAUCCACAGCAAGCGCAUCCAGAUGUACGGAGCCUACCUCCGCAUCCAUGCCCAUUUCACCGGGCUUAGGUAUCUGCUGUACAACUUCCCGAUGACCUGCGCCUUCAUAGGCGUCGCCAGCAACUUCACCUUCCUGAGUGUCAUUGUGCUCUUCAGCUAUAUGCAGUGGGUGUGGGGGGGCAUCUGGCCCCGACACCGCUUCUCCUUGCAGGUAAACAUCCGAAAAAGAGACAGUUCCCAGAAGCCAGUACAGCGAAGGAUCUCAGCCCAUCAUCCAGGCACAGAGCCCCAAGGCCAGGAGGAGUCAACACAGCUGUCAGACAUCACAGAGGACGGUGAGAGCCCUGAAGAUCCCCCAGGGGCAGAGGGUCAGCUCCCUGAGGAGGAGAAACCAGAUCCGCAGCCCUUGAAUGGAGAGGAGGAGCUGGAGCCAGAGGCCAGUGAUGGUUCAGGCUCCUGGGAAGACGCAGCUUUGCUGACGGAGGCCAACCUGCCUGCUCCUACCCAUGCCCUUGCCCCAGAAACUCUGGGCAGCUCUGAACCCUCUGUGGGCAGUCUUCGACAGCGCCCCACCUGCUCCAGUUCCUGAAGAGAACAGGACAGAGUCCUCACAUUCCAGCCUUUUCUCACUUGACAACUCUUCCCCUGUCCUGUGGCUCCCCCAAUAAACUAUUUUCAUGCCCACUGCU
Canis lupus familiaris (dog) is the source of this 2087-nucleotide messenger RNA. RefSeq names its product BSCL2 lipid droplet biogenesis associated, seipin (gene BSCL2). Bases 692 to 1987 code for a protein of 431 amino acids. Gene Ontology annotation, biological process: lipid droplet organization; lipid storage. Gene Ontology annotation, cellular component: endoplasmic reticulum membrane. The transcript has 12 exons. The record is from RefSeq and is a predicted model, not a curated record. NCBI's taxonomy places the organism in Eukaryota, Metazoa, Chordata, Mammalia, Carnivora, Canidae.